GACCGUACUAAAAAUCUAAUGUUGAAGUUUUCUAAGUGUAUUAAAGUAGAUGGCUUUUAAUAUCACUUUCUCCGUAGAAUUAACAUAACCGUAAAAAAUUGUAUGUAUCGAUAACGCAAUCAAAAUAUUGUGCAUCUCUAUCAGUUGAUUUGACUAGAUGGCUUUAAUGUAAACAUAAACAAAAAAUUACACAAAAACACACCUAUAUUUAAAUUAAAAAUGUCGUCUAUGUUAUUUGAUAUAAAGUAUUACUUUGAAACUAAAGGAAAGAGAAAAUUUACCGAUGAUUGGAGAAGCUGGUGUCGAAUCUGUGCCAAACCUGAUGCACAACAGUAUGUAGAUGUGUUGUCAGGAGAAUGUUUGCCAAGCAUGCCCUCGGUGAAUUGCAGCUCGAUAAGCCUCGUUUCAGAAAUAGAGCAACUAUUCCGAAUCUAUAUUAAAGAGUAUGAUAACCUCUCCUCGUGGAUAUGUAUAAAUUGUUUCCAAGUAGUAAAAUACUUCCAAGAAAUCAAGGAGGAUACCAAAAAAGUUCAACAAUUAUAUUAUGAUCUAUUAAACAGCGUUGAUCCUGCCAACAUAAAAAAUGAAUUAUCAGUGAUACAAAAACGUUCGAAACAAACAGUUGAAGAAUUUUCAAUUGCCAACGUUGCCGCCUUAAGUGAAUUUGGUCCAUCAACUAUUCCUUCAGAAAAAGAAGUAACUAACAACAGCUUCGAAAAGGUAGAGCUGGCCGGAAGGAAAAACGAUCAUUUCAAAACCGAUAGUAGCUUUUCUCUUCCCGAAAUUUACAACACUAGCGGAAACGAAUAUUAUGAUGCACAUCCAUCAAUUCUUGAUGAUACAGUAAAAUGUGAUUAUUCAGAUUCUGAUGAUUCCACGGACAUCAAUAAUGAAAAUAAAUAUACCUGCGAUAUCUGCCAACAGAGCUAUCAACGCAAAUGUAACUAUACUUCUCAUAUGAUAAAAAAACAUAACUACGUAAGAAGUCCAGAGCAUUAUGCGGAAGAAGAAAAAGAGUUAAUCUAUCCGUGUCCUCAGUGCGACCAAAAAUUCAGAGCGAAAGGGAGAGUGGCGCAACAUCUUCUAUUGGUACAUAAAGAUGAGAAACCAUUUAUAUGUGAAGUAUGUGGGGCUAAAGAAUGCACGAAUCAAUUACUUCAAGAACAUAUGACCAUACACAAAGAUUAUAUGCCUUUUGAAUGUGAAGUCUGCGGAAAAUGUUUUAAAAAGAAAAAGUAUUUAAAGUCCCACAUGUACAUACAUGGCGAUAAACUUAUGUGUCCAAAAUGCGGAGAACAACUAAGUUGCCCUACAACUUACCGGAAUCAUAUGCUAGUGCAUUCUGAUGAAAGGAGUCACAAAUGCGAAUUUUGUGGACUUCAAUUCAAACGUGCGAAUACAUUGAAAGCUCAUUUAAUACGGCAUACGGGGAUGAGACCAUAUACUUGUGACUUUUGUGAUAAAACCUAUUCUGCAAAGUCAAAUUGUACAAUGCACAUGAAGAAAAUACAUCCACAUGAAUUAGCCGGACUGGAGGCCUCGGGUGGAAAAAAAUUUACUUACGUCCCAAAAGUGGAUGAGUUAAAAUCUCUGAUACAUCGCAACAAAGAGCCUGUUAAUUUGAGGAGAGGUAGAAAAGUAAAAUUAACAACUGAACUUCCCACACAAGCAAAACAAUCUGGAGAAUAAACGAUGUGUUUCCUUAAACUCUUCUCAAAAAUUAAUUUGUUGACAAAGUUUUUUCAUGUAUAAAACAAACAUCUAUUAUAUGUUCUAUACCUCGAAUUACGUUGAAUUAAAUUAAAAAUCUUAAUAAAGUUAAUUG
Molecule: messenger RNA, 1825 nt
Organism: Ceratitis capitata (Mediterranean fruit fly)
Lineage: Eukaryota; Metazoa; Arthropoda; Insecta; Diptera; Tephritidae
Product: zinc finger protein 675
Exons: 4
Coding region: 220-1689 (489 amino acids)
Biological process (GO): regulation of DNA-templated transcription
Cellular component (GO): nucleus
Molecular function (GO): RNA polymerase II cis-regulatory region sequence-specific DNA binding; DNA-binding transcription factor activity, RNA polymerase II-specific; zinc ion binding
Source: RefSeq, a predicted model, not a curated record